Molecule: messenger RNA, 5022 nt
Organism: Mobula hypostoma (lesser devil ray)
Lineage: Eukaryota; Metazoa; Chordata; Chondrichthyes; Myliobatiformes; Myliobatidae
Product: sorting nexin-25
Exons: 16
Coding region: 239-2497 (752 amino acids)
Cellular component (GO): endosome
Molecular function (GO): phosphatidylinositol binding
Source: RefSeq, a predicted model, not a curated record
CAAUCUUUACUCAGCUGACUUUACUGACACACCAAGCCCCUCCUACUUCUGAAAGGAGGCAUCGUCGAGACGCCUCCAGCGGCGAGGAAGCUGGUGAUCUCUUGGUGGCGGAGCUGUACCGGCUCACCGCACUUUCUCCGAGGACGAUCUCUUCCCAAGCUUGCUCGGAAUCAGCCGAUAGUACUUGUGGUUUUCCUUCCUGCAAAGCCGCCGAACCCUUGCCCUCCGGCUCCCAGUCAUGAUGUGGCGGACCGGGCUGUUGUUCGGGAUCUUGAUGAUCGCCGUUUUCUUUUUCCAGUGGGACCUCGUCUUACUGGGGCUGUGCAUCGUCUGCUGGGCCGCCCCUUGGCCGGCCGAGGGUGCCUUCGACGAGCGGGAUAACAGCGCUGCCGGCGGCGGUGCUUGUCCGGAGAGUACGGUUUCUACAGAGGAUGUAAACCUAGCUGAGGAACAAGUGGAUGCGACUGACGGAAUUGCUCAGAGUUCACCCCUUCGUCAGUCACUAAAGAAAGUAUUUGAUUGCAGUUAUUCCCAAUUCAUCCUAUCGUGGUACAGUCCUCCUGAGGACAGCGUGGAUCAGCCACUCUACCAAGUUCUGCUUUGUGAGUUUAACACAGCCGUGGAUUGUGUCAUGGGGAAAAUCAGGAAUCUGAACUGUACCAGGAUAGAACUUCGAUUGAUUCAGAUCCUUACUAUCCACUUGCGAAGCGCCAAGGAGGAAAAGAAAAGAGAGAAGGUCUUCCAAACUCGAAAAGAAGAGGCGUAUUUCCUGAGGAGGACUGCAGAAGCUCUGAUACUCAAUCUGCUUCCCGAUUCAUUGUGGAAAGUAAACUGUUACCAAUGUGUGAUGAGGGAAGCUAUUGCACUGAAAGUUUUGGAGGAAACGAUUAAUACCGUUUGUGAAGCAGACUUUAUCAAUCAGUCAUUGAUUAGGUUAUUGGAUCAGGACUCACUUGCCUCUGAGGGAAAGGGUGUUAUUGCAAAUGUUCCUGCCAGCCCUGAGAAGAAUACUAAAAUCACUCCUGAGGAUAACAUACCAAUGGUGAAAGUGAAAAAGAAAAAGAAGGAAAAAGAUCUUUAUCGCAGGCUGAAAAAGAGUUUUACUAAAAUCUUCAAGAAACCCAAAAAGAAGAGUGACAUUGAACUUGGCUCAAACAUGGACGAAGCUGAUGGAAUAUACAAUGAAGAUAAUGACUUGAACUUCAGAUGUGCUGGUCUGCCCCCUGAUGAUGAAUCUGUCGAAGAAGAUGAUUUCAUUUCCAACGAUAAGGCAUUCAAAUGGCUGAAAGAAAAUGUUUUGGCUCCAAGUGAAGAGCAGUCAUCACUAAAAAACUGUAAGAUCACCAUUUCUGAGGUAUCCUGGGACAUAAUGAAGGACCCACUUUGUACCUUCGACAUAGAAAACCUGGAAGAUGCAGAAGAAUGCUGGUUCGUGAAAAGAAAUUUCCGAGAAUUUCAGGAGCUUCAGAACAAGGCGUUCAGCUCCCUUGGUGAAAUAGAACUGCCUUUGCUCAACGACUUGUCUGCUGACACCAUCAACAGUGAAUUCAGAGAAGGCUUUAAGUGUCAGCUGAACGGGAUUUUAGAGAAAUUGAUCUCAGAUGAGUCCAUUUUGUGCAACGAAAAUGUACUUAACUUCUUCUCACCCAGUGACCGAGACUACAUUGGGCUGCUAACGUCACUGGUUCCUGAGGAGGAUGAGGAAACUGACGCGGAGAGCAAUACUUCAGAGAGCCCACAUGACAAAGAUCUGGAUGAUGGGGACGAUGCUGUAGGACUUGCCAACACUAGCCCAUCAAACACGGAAGCCCAGGACACAGAUUCUGCCGAAUCAUUUCCUUCCACAGUAAACUAUGAGGAUACAGAUGCUGAGGUUUCCUUCAAGGCCUUGCCCUUCAGCCCUGACAAUGAAGAUGUGAAAAAAUACAGUGUCCGUCACAAAAAGCAAAGCUCAGGAGUUUCUGAAAGACUUACUGAAACGCCUGAAGGAAUUGCAGGCCACAUCCAUAAGCUCCUGGAAGAAAUAUUACGGAUAGAGCACCAUAAUUUAAAGAUAACUUUUGUAAUGCAAGUGGCAAAAUAUAUCCUGCCAAUGAAAAAGAAGUCUCUAAAGAAAUACCUUGACAACUUCUUCAGUAUAGAGCAGGUAACUUGGUACAUAGAUCACCUGAGAGAGGGAUUGUGGCCAGAUGGAAAACCUGCAUGUCCACCUCCAAAAAGAUCUGAUGAAGAAAAAGCCUCUGCAAAAGAAAAGGCUAAAGAAACACUGCUGAGCAAAAUUCCAGUAUUUUUCUGCAAGUUUUUUCCUGGAAAUGAAAUUGUCAGCAACCUAUUUAAUAUAUUUCAAGAUAUGGAAGCCAAUAAGAGAUUAGUAUAUACAAUCCUGGUGUUUCUGCUCUUCGAACUCAUUCCUGAGAUAAAGGAAUCAUGGAAAGGAGAUCCAGAGCUUUGCUUGGAAGACCUCAGUGUGGACAUGUUGAAUGAUCGACCAUUAUGAGAAAUGCCUGGAACCCACGACGAGUUAGAAAAAUAGAAUGCGGAAAGAUACUUUGCCACCUGCGGUGUUUCCUCCACCAUCACUAGAUCUUCUGGUGGAAACGCAAAUAUUUACAGUUCUAGCAAAGCAUCCCUUCUGUGACAUUGUGACAUUGCGAAUUAUCUGUAGUUAUAGGGACAUUACAUUUCGGUAUUGUUUGUUACAAUCUACACCGCAUUGGUUGACAGUGAGGCAUAGGAACAGAAUGAGGCCACUCAGCCCACUGAGUCUGCUCUGCCUAUCCAUCAUGAUAGAUUUUUAAAAUUCCUCUCAAAUUCCAUUAUCUUGCCUUUGCCCCGUGACUUUUGAUGCCCUUACUAAUCAAGAGCCUAUUAACCUCUGCUUUAAAUAUACCCAAUGACUUGGCCUCCAUGAGUGCCUUAAAGUUAGCAUUUGCACAUAGAAUUGCACAGUUAACACAAACCUUUAACCAAGGCCAGAGUAUUCAUCUCUGUCGUGUACAUAUAGAAACAGCCUGCCUUUGAUUCCUGCUCUGUGCGGAAUUCUUCUAAGGAUCAAAAAUUAUCCCACUCUGGAGACUCUUAUGAUUGGGGGCACGGAUGUUCAGCUCUGGUGACUCAGGUUCAAUCUUGGCCUCAGAUAGUGUCUGUGUGGAGCUCGCACAUUCUACCUAAUGAAGGGUCUCAGCCUGAAACACCGACUGUUCCUCCCCAUAGAUGCUGCCUGCCCUGCUGCGUUCCUCCAUCAUUUUGAGUAUGUGUUGCUCAGGAUUUCCAGCCUCUGCAGAACCCCUGGAGUUUACAUUCUUCCUGUGACUGCACAGGUUCCUGAGUGUUCUGGUUCCCUCCCACAUCCCCAGGACAUGUAGGCUGGCAUUGGUCACCGUAAAUUGCCCCCUGUGCGUGGCAAUACCUUUGGCGAAUUGGUGAGAAUAUGGGAAGAGGGAAGUGGAAUUAGUGCAAUGGGUGGAGAGGUGGAUUUAUUUGCCGUAUUCACUUCCAUGUGAAACACGCUGGUUUCCUUGGCUGCGUACGUCUAGGGAAGACGAUCUCCGGCCCCGCCAGACCCGUGAGAUUGAGGUGUGCGCGAUCCCACCCCAAACCCCGUUUGGUGGAUGCCGUGUCAUUCGCUACCCUCUUACAAAUUAAUGCCACAAACUUACAGACAGUACACGGCAUAUGAUUAAAGGAAUUACAUUUAUGAAUCUUAACUAAAGGGUUAGUAAAGAAUAACAAAAAGAAAAGGGCCCAUUCUAAUUAAACAGUCAAAUGUGCUCAUCUUGAUGUUCUCCGUCACUCACGCGCUGGGUCCUCGCUCUGUGUGAAAGCACACGCCACCUUCCGAACGUCACUCACAAUCCAUCGCGAACGAAUGGGUCUCCCACCGGAUCGUACGCUACGGCCGGUUCUCCCCAGCGUCUUCUCUCUUCAUCUCCUCUCGAACAACAGCCCAAGACCAACCCUAUUGUCCCUCACCAAGAAAACCUCCCACCAAUUGGAUGGCACACAGUCCACUUCAACGAUAACCCAAACAGGCUGAAAGCAGAACAGACUGGUUACAGAGCUGUUAAUUGAAAUACCGACAGUUUAACGGUGAAGAUGUGAACCAGGGCAUUACACAUGUAUUAGAUAUCCGCUGCUACAUGUUGGUGUGACGUGCAACAAAAGAGAAUGACAUUCAACAAUUAUAUAAAAAAAGAAUUAUGUAAAGAUAAAGUUAGAGGUUAAAGUGUAGAUAGAGAAUAAAAUGUGCAUUUAUUUACAAUGUAAAUAACUUUUAUAAGAAGUAGUUUAAAGUGUUUAUAGAUGGGGUUAAUAGAUAGAGGGGGUGUGGGAGGGAAUAGCUAGAAUGGUUGAUCAGGUUAAUUGCCUGAAGGAAGAAACUUUUAAGAUGGCAUUAAUUUUUUAAUGUUUUAAUAGCCCUAUAGUGCUCUCCAGAAGGACUGUUUGGAAAAGGCGGUUUACUGGGUCGGUAGUGUUCGCAGUUAGCCUGCAGUAGUGAAGAAACUGAUUCCACUCUGUGACAUUUUAUAUCUAGAACUGAGGUAUGGUAUCAGAUCUUUUAUUUAUUAGGACUUGUACAAUUGUAAAUGCCUCUUCCUUUGUCCACACAGUGACCAGGUUUCCAACAUGGUGUCUGUUUUUGGAGAGAAUGCAGACAAAGGGGAAGCAACUAUAAAAUGUGUAGUCAUGUGUAAUGGCGACAAGGGAAAGUCAGAGGCCUACAGGAAGGGUUAGGUGAGAAUCGAUUGAAUGGUUUGUGUUGGGGAAAUGGUGGUCAAAUACUAGCCACAUUUUCAUGACCUGUUGAGCUGGAUGGAGCUGAAAGAAGUUAAGUGGCUGUCGGAUUUCUGUCCAAUGGAAGUGAGUAGACUGUAGUAAAGACCAUGGACAACCGAGGAUAAAGAUAAACAGGAGGAAGAAGGUGUAAGACCACAUGGAGAGGCAGGACAGGAGAACAGGCUGAAGACGUCACUGUAUUCAAGUAGCUCCAGCUGUUAUGUAGAGAAUUAUGUUCUUAAUAAA